Molecule: messenger RNA, 618 nt
Organism: Plasmodium gonderi
Lineage: Eukaryota; Apicomplexa; Aconoidasida; Haemosporida; Plasmodiidae
Product: myosin A tail domain interacting protein MTIP
Exons: 1
Coding region: 1-618 (205 amino acids)
Cellular component (GO): myosin II complex
Molecular function (GO): calcium ion binding
Source: RefSeq, a predicted model, not a curated record
AUGGAAAAACAGUGCCCCGUAUGUUAUUUUAAUCUGCCGGAUCCAGAAUCCGCAAUAGCGCCAUAUGACACUGAAUUAAACUAUUUCAUGUGGGGACCAGGGUUCGAAUGGCAACCAGAACCAGAAGUAAAGCAAAUAUUAUCUGAAGAAGAAAAUUUUGAAGAGUCCGAGCAAUCCGAUGAAUCAGUUGCAGGAUUAGAAGAGUUAGAUGAAAAGGUAGAUCGAAAAGAAGCAAAAACUAUGUUUAAUGAUAAAAGUAGCAAUGGGAAAAUAACUGUAGAAGAUGCAUCACGAAAUGCAAGAAAAUUGGGACUAGCUCCAUCAAGCACAGAUGAAAAGAAAAUUAAAGAAUUAUAUGGGGAUAAUUUAACAUAUGAACAAUAUCUAGAGUAUUUAACUAUAUGUAUACAUGAUAGGGAUAAUAUGGAAGAACUCGUUAAAAUUUUUGCACACUUUGACAAUAAUUCUACAGGAUUCUUAACCAAAGGACAAAUGAGGAAUAUUUUGACAACAUGGGGUGAUGCACUAACAGAACAGGAGGCGAAUGAUGCACUUAACGCUUUUUCAUCGGAAGAUCGAAUUGAUUAUAAGUUGUUUUGCGAAGACAUUUUGCAUUAG